Molecule: messenger RNA, 4277 nt
Organism: Eucalyptus grandis
Lineage: Eukaryota; Viridiplantae; Streptophyta; Magnoliopsida; Myrtales; Myrtaceae
Product: ethylene-insensitive protein 2
Exons: 9
Coding region: 413-4246 (1277 amino acids)
Biological process (GO): metal ion transport; ethylene-activated signaling pathway
Cellular component (GO): membrane
Molecular function (GO): manganese ion transmembrane transporter activity; cadmium ion transmembrane transporter activity
Source: RefSeq, a predicted model, not a curated record
UCUGUGCGUGAAAACUUGAGCUCACUCUUCCUGGAGUUGUAAGAAACUCUUUAUCGCGCGGCUUCUACCCCUCGAAGCCCCUCUCUGAUCCACGCUUUCCCUUUGCUUUUUCUUGCCCUUUUGUCCUCGCAAGUCAUUGCGCCGAAGGGAGGGGGGAGAAGGAAAAGGACGGGACGUAAUCUCAGAUUUUGGAGUUGUGGGUUGACACGGAAGUUACUCUUUAUAUUUGGCACCAGCUUGGUGACUUUCGAGGAGACUAUUUCAUGCAGCUUCGAUUCAGUCUGCUGAGAAAUGGUUGCUUGAAUCUGAAUCAUCUUCCUCUAUGGUUCAGACUUAAAGUGGCAAAUCUCAUGAGGUCUUUACAUCACAUUGUGCCAGGGUGCAUUGUGGUUUCAUAGCAAAGUGCAGAAGCAUGGAAUCUGAAACUGCAAGUACAAACCAUUUGGCUGUUGGCCUUCAUCGCGUGCUGCCAGCUUUCCUACCGGCAUUUCUAAUUUCAGUUGGAUACAUCGACCCUGGAAAGUGGGCUGCUAAUGUCGAAGGAGGUGCUCGAUAUGGGGUUGAUCUUGUAACAUUUAUGCUUAUUUUCAAUUUGGCGGCAAUUCUGUGUCAGUACCUGUCAGCCCAAAUCGGUGUGGUCACUAAGAGAGAUCUUGCUGAGAUAUGCAGUGAUGAGUAUGACAGGUGUGUAUGCGUUCUAUUGGGGAUUCAGAUGGAGUUUUCUAUGAUUGCAUCGGACCUCUCUAUGAUUGUGGGAAUGGCACACGCACUAAAUCUUCUUCUCGGGGUGGAUUUGUUCAGUUGCAUUUUUUUGACUGCGAUAGAUGCUGUCUUCUACCCUCUUUUUGCAAACCUCCUGGAGAACUGCAAGGCCAAACUCCUAUGUGUAUGCAUUACAUGCUUCUUAAUCUGUGCUUUUGUUUUUGGAGUACUGGUAAGUCAAGCAGAAAUCCCUCAAAACAUGAAUGGGAUGCCUACUGUAUUUAGUGGGGAGAGUAUAUUUAUGCUGAUGGGUCUUCUUGGAUCAAGUAUACUGCCUCAGAAUUUUUACCUCCAUUCUGCUCUAGUUCAGCAUUACUGGGCAGAGCCAAAAUUUUCUAUUGGUUCCCUGAUUCAUGACCACCUAUUUGCCAUUAUAUGCGCAUUCAGUUGCAUUUAUCUGGCGAGUUGUGCAUUGAUGAGUUCAGCUGCAAAUGUAUUCUAUAGUGCAGGCCCUGUUUUGCUUACUUUUCAGGAUGCACUGACCUUAGUGGAGCAGGUAUUUGGGAGUCCAAUUGCACCUUUUCUUUUUCUACUGGUUUUGUUCAGCUCUAGUCAAGCUACAGCUUUAACCUGGAAUAUAAGUGGAGAAGUGAUCUUGCAUAAUUUCUUGAUGGUGGACAUCCCGAGCUGGCUUCACCGUGCUUCAAUCAGAAUUCUAGCCAUCAUUCCUGCUAUUUAUUGUGUAUGGAAUUCCGGGGCUGAGGGGUUGUACCAAUUACUCAUUUUUACGCAGGUUGUGGUAGCUCUGCUGCUCCCCUCCUGUGUAGUCCCUCUUUUUCGUGUUGCCUCAUCCAGAACAGUGAUGGGUGUCCACAAAAUCUCUCAGGUUAUGGAGUUCUUGGUUCUGAUGACAUCUAUUGGAAUGCUUGGCUUGAAGAUUAUAUUUGUGUGGGAGAUGAUCUUUGGAAGUAGUGAUUGGGCCAGUAAUUUGAGAUGGAAUGUCGGCAGUAAUUCAUCUUACCUCUAUGUUGUCCUUGUUAUCACUUCUUGUGCAUCAUUGGGUUUGAUGCUAUGGCUAGUAGCUACACCUUUAAAAUCUGCGAGUUUGCAGACAAAUGCACAGGCAUGGAAUUGGGAUUUACGAAGGAAAACCGAGAUUUAUACUGAGAGAGAGGAGUCUGAUUUUGGUAGAGUUGGGUAUUUAGCAGAAGAACACAGCCAAGAGCUGGAUGUAUCUCCUUUACCUCGGAACUCUGUUGCAUCAGUAGUGACUUCUGAGGUCGAUUUACGAAUGACAGAAUCUGAUCAGGAGCGCAGUUUGAUGACUGUAGAUGAGAAGCAGCCUAACAUUGCAAUGAACUCACAAACAUGCUCUUCUGAAAUACCGACUUCGGUGACACAAUGCAUGCCGCACUUAGCUGCAUCAAAGGAGAUUUCUGAAACUAAGGCCACAACGAUUGAGGUGAUUGAAUCAGUUGAACCUGUUGAGAAGACUGUGGGAGUUGAGGUAGACCUCCCGACUGAAAAGGAUGAUGGAAAAGAUUCCUGGCAAGGCAAGGAACCAUCCAAAGGAGCUUUGGGGAGCACUCCAACUAUACCCGAGGCUCCAGGAUCAUUCAGGAGUCUCAGUGGCAAAAGUGAUGAUAGUGGAAAUGGUGCGGGUAGUCUUUCGAGAUUAGCAGGGUUAGGGCGUGCUGCAAGGCGUCAAUUAGCCGCCACUCUCGAGGAAUUUUGGGGACAGCUUUAUGACUAUCAUGGAGUAGUAACUCUAGAAGCAAGAGCUAAAAAGUAUGAUCUGUUGCUUGGGGUUGAUGCGAAGGUCGUUGCUUCAACGAUCAAAAUGGACACAUGUGGGUUGGACUCUUCUGCAUAUUUCCCUUCAUUGGUUGGAAGAGGAUCUGAUCCAUUUAUGAGCCCAAGUAUGUUUGAUUCUCCCGAGCAACAGAGGGUACAGAGUGGCCGAGAGUCACCUUAUGGUUCUCAAAGGGGAUCUUCUUCUCCAUGGUCCAACCAAAUGCAGUUGUUAAGUGCAUAUGCUCAAAGUUCUCACCGUGGAGUAGACGCUGGCGAGAGGCGUUAUUCUAGUUUGCGUCUUCCUCCCUCUUCUGAUGGGUGGGAUAAUCAGCCUGCCACGGUUCAUGGUUAUCAGAUAAAAUCAUAUCUCAAUCGGAUUGCAACUGAAAAAAGUUCUGAUUGUUUUAACGGCCAGGGUGAUCUGCCGAUCUCACCAUCCUUGCCCUUGGGCCCGACCAGCUACAAGGACUCUAAUGCUUUUACUUUGGGGCAAAAAUCACAGAAUGGGCUGAGCCCUGUACAGACAUCCUUUCAGAAUGUUGCGGUUUCUGGAAACAGAUUAAUGCAUCCAGAGAGACAAAAUUAUGAGCAUUUCUCUCCUAAUCCUUCCCAGAGUGUGCUGGCUUCGGCCAAUGAGAAGAAGUACCGUAGUUUGCCUGAUAUUUCUGGAGUGUCUGUCUUUAAUCGUACUUCAGGUUCUGCCAAGAAUGCUCGGUGGGACACUUCCAUUGGAUAUGGUCCAUCUGUAAAUAGACCGAGUUAUGAAUCAUCAGUAUUCUCUAGUUCUAUAUCUAGAGGGGGCCUGUUGGUUGAUGAGCCCUCUCCAUCUAGCAGAUAUCGAGAUACGUUGUCUAUGCAGAUGACAUCAAACUCAGAUACUUCAUCCCUCUGGUCAAGACAGCCUUUUGAGCAGUUUGGUGUUGCUGAUAAAAGUCGGACGUUGGGCAGCAUAGGAAGUAGGUCAAGCCCAUUUUCUAGAGAAAUUACUUCUGCUGUGGAUGCUGAGGCCAUGCUUCUCCAGUCCUUGAGACAUUGCAUUUUGAAACUCCUGAAGUUGGAGGGAUCCGACUGGCUGUUUAAGAACAGUUGCGGUGCUGACGAGGAUCUAAUUGACAAGGUUGCUGCUAGGGAGAAAUUUCUUUAUGAGCUCGAGAACAGGGAGAUGAACAUCCCUUCAUUGAAGAAUGAAGAGUUUGGUCUUGCCAGUUCUGCGAUUGCAUCUAUUCCUCAUUGUGGCGAAGAGUGUAUCUAUAGAGCUGAUCUUGUAAUAAGCUUUGGUGUGUGGUGUGUACACAAGGUUCUUGAUCUGUCGCUCAUGGAAAGCCGGCCAGAGCUAUGGGGAAAAUAUACUUACGUACUUAACCGACUUCAGGGAAUCAUUGAACCGGCAUUCUUGAAGCCCCGAACACCGAUGUCCCCAUGCUUUUGCCUCCAAAUUCCUGGAGUGAAUUUCCACCAAGUACCAAGCCCUGCCGUUGGAAAUAAUGAUUCAUUACCUCUGGUUGCAAAAACUACCCGUGGCAAGUGCACAACGGCGGCGAUGCUCCUUGAAAUAGUCAAGGAAGUGGAGAAUUCAAUCUCUGGCAGGAAAGGUCGGACGGGCACUGCAGCAGGUGAUGUGGCUUUCCCAAAGGGGAAAGAAAAUUUGGCAUCUGUCCUCAAACGAUACAAGCGUCGACUGUCCAACAAACCAGUUGGUUCACAGGAGGGGGUCCGCAAGAUUCCACAUUCAGCUUCUUAUGUCUCGUAGCACAGCUGAACUCUCUCUCUCUCUCUCUCUC